AUGAGUUCACGAUAUGAAUUGAAUAAUAAAUUUAAACGUAAAUAUCAAUAUGAUCAACGUGGUGAACGAAAGAAAAGUAAAGAUAAUUCUAAGUCAUCCUAUAAUACAGGUUAUGAAAAAGAUGAAAAAGAUAUUGUGGCCAAAAAAAAUGAUUUUACUCAACAAAUCUCUUAUAAGGAUUGUGAAGAUUUUUGUUUCAGCAAGUAUAAAUAUGAAUUAAAUAAAGUAUUCUCAGGAAAUUUAAAUAUAAUUCAAGAUACCGAUGAUUUUUGGAAAUUUGUUAGUAAAUAUGAAACUGUACAAAAGAAAGUAAAGGCUUCUGAUCUCCCAGCUAAUUCUUCAUUAAAUACCAUUGGUAUACCAAAAACAUACCACAAAUUACACUGCAUAAAUUUCAAGUUGAGUUAUAAUUUCAAUGAAUUAUUUGCACGUAUUCCACCAAUUGAUGCAUUAACAAAAGAACAUUUAUUGAAGUUUCAAAACAUAAUUAUCUUAUACUUAGAUUUCAAACAAAAAGAAAAGUUUGUCAAAUUAAAAAAACUUAGAGAAUCACAAGCAAAUUUACCAGUUUAUCAAUAUAAGCAUCAAAUUAUUGAAACAGUUAAAAAUGAACAAGUAGUUAUAAUAGCAGGUGAUACUGGUUGUGGAAAAUCGACUCAAGUACCUCAAUAUUUAUAUGCAGCAGGUUACCAAAAGAUUGCCUGUACACAACCAAGAAGAAUAGCUUGUAUAUCUUUAGCAAAACGUGUUGCUUUUGAAACAUUGACAGAAAAUUAUAACAAUGUUGGAUACCAAAUUCGUUUUGAAAAGCAAAGAAGCCAAAAUACUAAAAUUACCUUUAUAACAGAAGGUCUUUUAUUACGACAGCUGUCUGGGGAAUUUGAAUCAUUGCCAUAUGUUGUAAUUGUUCUGGAUGAAGUACAUGAGCGACAUUUACAUGGAGAUUUUCUUCUUGGGAUUAUGAAAUGCAUUAUUAACCAAAGACAUGAUCUAAAAUUAGUACUUAUGUCUGCUACUAUUAAUAUUGAACUUUUUAAUAAUUACUUCACCAAAGAAAAUGUUAAAAUAAUACAAGUUCCUGGAAGAUUAUAUCCUAUUCAAUUAUUAUACAGGCCUAUUGUUAUAGAAGAUGUUCGAUAUAGAAAUGAUAGAUUUAAUCCGAGUCCUUACAUACAAAUAAUGCAAAUGAUUGACCAAAAAUAUCCAGCUGACGAAAAAGGUGACUUAUUAAUAUUUUUAAGUGGAAUGAGUGAAAUUAGUGCAGUUGUAGAUGCAGCAAAAGAGUAUAGCCAAAAAAAAAGUAAUUGGAUUGUUUUACCACUUCAUAGCACUUUAGCUAUCAGUGAACAAGAUAAAGUAUUUGAUUAUGCUCCUGAAGGAAUAAGAAAGUGUAUUGUGUCUACUAACAUUGCUGAAACUUCUAUUACUAUAGAUGGAAUUCGAUUUGUUGCUGAUAGUGGAAAAGUAAAGGAAAUGAGCUAUGAUCCAUCAUGCAAAAUGCAACAACUUAAAGAAUUCUGGAUUAGUAAAGCUAGUGCAGAACAACGAAAAGGAAGAGCUGGUAGAACUGGACCUGGUAUAUGUUAUAGAUUGUACUCUGAAGAAGAAUAUAUGGCUUUAGAAAAAUAUUCAACUCCAGAAUUACAACGUGUACCCUUAGAUUCUUUACUUUUACAAAUGAUUGCAAUGGGGCUUCCAGAUACACGAAAAUUUCCAUUUAUAGAACCACCACCCGCAGAAAGCAUAGAAAAUUCUAUACUAUCUUUAAAAGAGCAUGGUGCAUUAACGGAUAAUGAAAAAAUAACAUCUAUCGGAAAGACACUUGCACGUCUACCUGUUGAUAUAACAAUAGGAAAAAUGUUAAUAAUGGGUUCUAUUUUUCAUCAAGUAGAACCAGUCUUGUCAUUAGCUGCUGCUUUAAGUAUACAAACACCAUUUACAAAUAGAGCAUAUAGAGAUACAGAAUGUGAGACAUCUAGAAAAAAAUUGGAAUCUGAUCAUGGUGAUCCAAUAACAUUACUAAAUGCAUUUAGAGAGUGGUUAGAGGUAAAACAGCAGAAUUCUCAAGAAUCCAGAGAUAACCGAAAUAGUAGUCGGAAAUGGUGCAAAAGAAGAGGUUUGGAGGAACAAAGAUUUUAUGAAAUGAUAAAAUUGAGAGCACAAUUCAAGGAGUUACUUCAAGACUGCAAAUUACUACAAAAUCUUCCAGAACCAAAUUCUUCUAUGUCAAGUGCAGAACGUGCUAUAAGGCAUGGAGAACUUAAACUUUUAAAAUCUCUAAAAAAGACUUAUAGACAAUGUGAACCUAAAAGACGAAAACAACUAAAACUAGAAUCCUUUGGCAUUCAGUUAGAAGAUAAUGACCAGGAUGAUGGAGAAAUUGAUAUAAAAGAUAUUGAAUUUCGAAUGAAAAAUGACCCAAACCAAGUACAAAACCUAUUAACAGCAGCUACUGCAUGUAGUUACAAAGAUUUAACAAUGUUGAAAUUAAUCCUUUGUAGCGGUUUAUAUCCACAAUUUGCGUGUGCCGAUGAAUUUAAUUAUUGUAAGUCAACAAACGAACAACUAUUUCAUACAAAAGCAAAACCAUAUAUUGCUUUACAUCCAAUGAGUUUUUUUGGAAAUCAUCCGCAAAUAUUGCAGUUAGAGGAAACUGAUGUUGUAUCGGUAACAGGUUUCAAAAGUAAAACUCCUGUUAGUCCAAAACAUAUAAUAUUAACAUAUCUAUCUCUUUUGGAGACAACAAAGCCGUAUUUAGUAAAUACACUUAGAAUGCCUGCUGCACAGACAUUACUUUUAUUUGCACGUGAAGUCGAUACAAAUAGUACAUUUUCGAUAAUAGUAUGUGAUUCUUGGUUGGAAUUAACAUUUCCUAUACCUGAUAGUGGUCAAACUUUAUUGUUGAAAGCUACCAAAUUACGACAUAAAUGGGAUUCUUUAUUAAAUCAACGAUUACAAGAUUCAAAUACUAGAAAUGAUGAAAAGCAUGAUUUCAGUGAAUUUGAGUACACACUUACACAGGAACUAAUUGAAUAUAUGCAUACUACUGUACCAUACACCUUGAAACGACUUUUACCAGCUGAUCUUAAAACAAUAUAUGUGGGAAAUAGUGAAAAUAGCACAUUGAUAAGUCCAAAUCCUUUUCAAUUAGAUUUCAUAGUAAUUCCCAAUUCAAUUAAAGGUGGAGUUCGAGUAACAAACAUCAUUACAUACAAUUGUAUAAGAGAAACUGAAUGGAGUAAUAAACUUUCUGUAGAAAUGUCAGAAACGGAAUGGCAUUGUCAAAAUUGUAACAUGCAAGUAAUUCUAACAAAUAUGGAGAAAUUACAACAUCAACAAUCUUGUAUCAAAACAGAUAUAAAGGAUGCCAAUAAACAUUGUGACAAUGUUAAACAUAAACCUAAUGCACAAGUAUAUGAAUGUUCUAAUUGUGCAAAAACAUUGUACCUGACACCAAUUGAAAUUCUUAAACAUAAAAGGUCCCAUAUUAAAUGA
Molecule: messenger RNA, 3495 nt
Organism: Eufriesea mexicana
Lineage: Eukaryota; Metazoa; Arthropoda; Insecta; Hymenoptera; Apidae
Product: probable ATP-dependent RNA helicase DHX34
Exons: 15
Coding region: 1-3495 (1164 amino acids)
Cellular component (GO): intracellular anatomical structure
Molecular function (GO): RNA binding; helicase activity; ATP binding
Source: RefSeq, a predicted model, not a curated record